UUAAAAAGGACACUCCUCCGGUCACGUACAGGCAUUAAUCAGCGAUUUACGUUUAUGAUCAAACAAUUCUUGUCAUUAACAUAUCAUUUAACGCAAAAAAAUAUAUAUAAUUUUUUUAUCUUAUACGUAAUUACUCGUUGCAUGAUGGUAGGAGGAUAACAGUAGACGUUGUCUUAUUUAUGCAUUGUUAUGCUGACAGUUAUUUUUAGUCUACGUAUGGUUUAGGAAAUGCAUUUUUUCUUACCAUAAAUAUUUGUUAUUUAUAAAUGAAAGUGAAAUUAAAUAGGCGAUCACGUGUUUGUAGUAGGGAGAGCGAUAUCCAGAGUACGUACUACAUCCGUGAUUAGAUGAACAUGGCGCAGGGGAAACAGGCCAUCGGUGGACUGUAAACAAGAGGAAAUUUUGGGAUAACGUCGACAUCGUACCAUGCACGUGUGAAAUGGUCUCAAUCUCGAUAUACUGGACCAAUUGUUCUGCUUCAUUGAUGACUACGAGGCGACAGAUUGAGUGCAACACAUCAAAUUGCAUUCAUAAACAUUUCUAUAGGACUUCAAACCCCUGAGCAUUCAGUGCUCGGAUAUUUAAACAAAAAAAAAGCCUUGUUUUAUUGCGGAUGGCAUCCGUGCACGAUCAAAUGGCUGCAAAUGGAAAAGUCAAACGGAGUAAAGAUCUGCCCAGAGGCGUUGAGAGGUUAAAAGAGGAGCACAGAAAGGUGGUGAAAGAUUGCAGAAGUCAAAUUGAGCACUGGAAAAAAGUGGAAAAUGACUAUGAUUCUCUUCAAGAGCGCCUCAGGACUUUGCCUGACAAGUUGUCUUAUGAUAUUAUGGUACCGUUUGGUCCCUUGGCUUUCAUGCCGGGAAAGCUAGUUCACACUAAUGAGUUAACGGUGCUCCUCGGGGAUAACUGGUUUGCGAAGUGUUCUGCCAAACAAGCGGACGGUCUUGUGGAACACAGAAAGAAACAUGUCAAAAAUACGCUAGACGACUUGCAGAAAGUGAUGAAGAACUUUCAGAACAGAGCCGACUUUACAGAUGAUCUUGAAAAAUUGACUGGUGCUGAUACUGGAGAUUUUGUGGACAUAAGAGAAGAUGUUAUAAAUGAGGAAGAAGUUACCAAAGGAAAACAUCGUUUGGCCCACAAACCCAACUCUAAACCUAAGCUGGAGUAUUUGUUGGAGCUGGAAGAGGACGAGAAGAAAGAAGGUGAUGAAGAGAGAAAGACAGGUGUGCUGUCAGAGGAGGAGCUGUGGGCUCGACUUGAUGAACUAGAACGUGAGGAGGAACUUCAAGAUGAGAGAUACCGAUUGGACAGCACAGACACUAAUGGAGAAGACACCACUUCCUCCUCAGAGGAAGAGAAGGAAGCAGAUGGUGGCAGCGGUGUCCAGGUUAAUGGCCAUCAGAAGGAAAAUGGCUGGGUACCGACAUCUAUCCCAAGUCAGAUGAACGGCACUAAUGGCUCGCACCCUGAGGAUGAGGAUGAGGAGGAAGAAUGUGAUGAGGAAACAGGCAAUGGUCUUCCAACUAUCUACUUUUCUCAUACUGCCGAAUUCAAAAAGGUCAGGAUAAAUACAGGCAAGAACACCACCCUAAAAUUCAGCGAAAGAAAUGAACAAAAGGCACAAGCCAAGCGCAAAAAGAAAAGCGGCAAAAGCAACGGCCAUUCUCCUCAUGAAAGUUACAAGAUCACCAGCCCAGCAGACAUUUAUAGGGUGUUCGUGGACUUGGUGAACGGCGAGCCAAUACCGCGCAAGUCCAUUUUGAAGUCCCGCAGCCGUGAGAACAGCGUGUGCAGUGACACCAGCGAGAGCAGCACGGCGGACUUCGAAGAGCGCCGUGCAGCCUUCGGACGCUCGUGGAGCCACGAUGACGCCACAUACAGUGAUACCAGCGAUGGCAUUACAGAGGAGGAAAGCCCCACCGGAACGAGCCCCCGCGCUAACGGACGCUUUGAGGCUUUUACAGGCACAGUGAUUGAAAAGGAUCCCCUGCCUUCGUCCAUCCCACACCUGACCAUCGCUCCUCCUGCCUUACCCACAAUCCCUGAGAGGAAGCUGGAGGAGGUGGGCCCCGAAGCUCCUCAGGAGCCACCCAAGAGGAUAUCCAAGUUUAAAGCUACACGGUUGCAUCAGAAAUGAGUGUUCAUCUUAUCAGCGCACAACUUUUGAAUUCGGUUUUGUACAACAGUAAGACUUAUAGACUGACUUUCUCAUUAGCUGCCCCUAUUCCUCUGUCCUCCUUACUAUAAUGUCAUCCGUGUUUUUGUGACAUGCCAUGCACCCUGGAAAUUUUAUUUGCUCAAUAAGAGUAAUAAUAAUAAGAUAAGAGAUGAUUGAUUUUUCCCUCCUAAUGUUUGCUUUUUUUUAAAUGCCAGAUGAUUUAUUUGAAGAGUAAGUUCACCAGAAAAUGAAAACUGUCAUCAUUUCCUCGCCUUUUUUUUUUUUUUUUUUUUUUUUUUUUUUGUCUUCUUUGGAACACGAAAGACGUUGUUCCACAGGAAAGUCAUACAGGUUGGUUGAUUAAAUAAUGACAGAAUUUUCUUUUUUUUGCGUGAGCUGUCCAUUUAAGGAAUGAAGUAGUUUCACAUGUUGGUUAUCUUUUGCGUGGGUUAGUUUAGAUGAAUAAUUAUUAAAAACAGAAUGGAAAAAAUAAAACGCUUUUAAAACAAACAAAACUGUAGUUAGUGGCAUCAUGACAUUGUUGUCAUUUGGUCUACGAUGUGAUUUAUUUUCGGAAACGCUUUAUCACAAUUUAAUGUCAUUUUCUCAGAUCAUGACAUACACGUGCAACUUCGACCUAUGGUAGUCAUGCAAUUUGUCAGCUUAAAAAAAAAAAAAAAAAAACAUUUUUAUCCCCUCUGAACUUUUGCCUCUGACUUUCCCUUAUCUCGUUUUGUAUCUUGUUUUUGUAUUGUUUACAGAGUUUUGGCUUUGUGCAUCAGCUUUUUUUUGUGACAUUCGGAAAAUGUUGAUGUAACUGAAAUGGAAACAAAUAAAUGAUUUUGACUGUA
Molecule: messenger RNA, 3009 nt
Organism: Puntigrus tetrazona (Sumatra barb)
Lineage: Eukaryota; Metazoa; Chordata; Actinopteri; Cypriniformes; Cyprinidae
Gene: uri1
Product: URI1 prefoldin like chaperone
Exons: 11
Coding region: 614-2137 (507 amino acids)
Biological process (GO): negative regulation of phosphatase activity; negative regulation of transcription by RNA polymerase II
Molecular function (GO): chromatin binding; transcription corepressor activity; phosphatase inhibitor activity
Source: RefSeq, a predicted model, not a curated record